AUGGAGAUCCAGCAACGCAAACGGGUGGCCAUCACGUCGUCCUUCUUCCCUGUGGACGAGAGUCUGUUACCCCAAUUAAAUAUCUCGCCGGCGCAGCAUGAGGAACUGCGUCGAUAUGCGCUUCAAGCGGCUCUAGACACGGUGCGGGACGGACCGACGUGGGGACGCUCCAACAUCGAGCGCGCUGUGUCCAGCGGCUGGAAGGUGCUCUCGGCUCGCCCCACAGCCUGCUUUAUGACUAAGCGGCAAACCAAGAAGAAGAAGAAGAGCAAACGGCAGACCCAGCAACAGUGCGAGCAGGUGCAAGAAGAAAAUGAUAAACGGGUGACUCCUCCAACCCCGCGCGUCACUAUCCCGGGCGUCACAAGUCUCGGCAGCUUCCACGGUACCGACAUCGUUCGAGGUCAGAGGAGCUUCCAACCAUUCGCCCGUGUACCCUUGGAAGCCGCCAGUGGACAGCACUUUAUGGCUCAUGCAGUGCUGCCAAACUCCCUGGAAGACGUCAUGAAUAAGCUGUACUGUGAACAUACACGUGAGAUGCGAGCGUUGAAGCGGAAAGUAUACGGAGAAGCAGCUUUGGAUUGCUGCGUGUUACAGACUCUCGAAGGCGCUACAUUGGAAGACCCGUUCUGGUAUUUAGGACUCAAGUGGUUGGCUCUACGCUCUCCCAUGCAAGCGUUGAUGGCGAGUCGCGAGUUUGUGUAUCUUGAACAUCUAGGUACACAUGUGGACCCGGAAACAGGACGUCGAAUGUUGUAUCGAGUGACUCAGUCCGUGCAUGUUCGAGGAUAUGGCGGACAGGACUCGUACUUCGGUCUGACACGUGGACAUAUUGAAGCUGCUUUCGUCUACUGGAUGGAUGACGAAAACGAAGUGAGAAACCCUUUGUUGCACGUGUGUGCUAAGGGCAGAAUCCACAUGAAGGGAAGUAUGCCGGACGCCAUUGUGUACAAGUAUCUUAAGGCAUUCUGGCGCUCAGAACGCUCGCUAUUCCCUGCCAACCGAUCGUCUGGGUCCUCAUUUGGCAUAAGUAUGACCGACCAGGACGGUGUCGAACAAGUACCGAAGAAAUCGUCCACGAAGAAGAAGAGAAAGUCCAGACGUCGCAAGGUCCCAACUGGUCCACCGCUCGAGAUGGCGCACGAAUGGGUCGCUGACGAGCUUCGUCCACGUUGUUCCGUGUGCAACAAGAAAUUUCGUCUAGUUAGACGCUUCAAGCAUCAUUGCCGUGCUUGCGGUGAAGUUAUCUGUCGUGAGUGCACGUUCCAUUACCGCGUCAAUGUUCGAGCUACUCAGAGCUUUCGUGGCUUACGAGGAACCAUAGCAACACCGGUGGACGUUGCUGCGGACACUAAAGCACUCGAGGAUGAGCCUCCAUCCACGAAAUUUGACGAAACAAUGACUUGUAGCUUUGAUAAUCAAGUGGAAGAGGAGGAGAGCAAAGGUGGGGAAUUCAACGCGAGUUUGAGUUUAGUGAAUGCAAGGAAAGCGGUCAACGGACCACUGGAGACGGCGGUGCUUGGUGGUGACUCGAUCGUGUGCGUGGUGAUGGCCAAGGUGUGUCUACGUUGCUUACACAGCGUGCCGAUCGUCAACAAGUCCUCGCAACGACGAAGACACAGCGAGAUGGCACUCAAUGGAUCGCUCCCUGGAGGCAUCAGCGAGACCGAUCCAGACUUUGGUUUGAGUGGAGAUUGCGGUCUGCGUCCUCAAACAUGGACGCCAGACAACCGAGAAGUGGAAGAACUUGACGGUCUUGAUGACGAACCAGGUCAGAGUGGACGUGAGUUGGACCUCCCGAUGCUGGUAGUGGACGAUGAGGACAAUGAGAGUGUCGAUGGUCUUGCUGAAAUGAAACGCAGACCGGGAUCGUACGCGUGCGACGCGAGACCGGGGUCAUCUAUGUUUGUUCGGCCUGGUUCCUAUGCUCAGGAAUGGAAUGGGCAAGAGGAUGGAGCCCUGGAUAGUCAUGCCAACCACGAGCGCGUAGUAAUUCUAUCGCCUCACGCGCUGUCUACUUCGUCCUCUGUUACAUCAGCACACAGCCAACACAGUGGCGACAUCUCCAGUGACCUCGACAAUGAAGACAAUGACUCCAUCCAAUUCUACCCGACGCAGACGAAUUGCCUCCCGGACGAGGAGUCCAAGCCACCGGCUGAAGAAUGUCAAGGACGUGUGAGUAGCUACACGGCAAACUUCGACCCGAACAACCUAUUCGAGCUGAAAGAUGAGGAAGAUGAACUCGCUUCUAGCGCUGCUACAGCGAAAGCCACUGUGAGCGCUACCGAGCGAGUGUUGCGUCGUAUGCGCGACCUACAGGACGAAGCCCUGUACCAAACCCGCCAGAUCCCGUCGCCGUCGCCGUCCACGACUUCGUUGUUCAGCGAAGACGACGACGCGUGCAGCGAGAUCGACGAGCCCAUGCAAGAUCUCCGUCAAGCACUCGCACAAGUGGAAAGCUCGUUGGCAGAUCAAGCUCGUAUCCUCUUUACCAUCGAACAGGAACGCAAAAGGGAGGCAGCAGCAGCAGUCUCCACUGUUACCGCUGCCAAGGUAUAA
Phytophthora infestans T30-4 is the source of this 2559-nucleotide messenger RNA. RefSeq lists its product as uncharacterized. The record is from RefSeq and is a predicted model, not a curated record. Gene Ontology annotation, molecular function: metal ion binding. NCBI's taxonomy places the organism in Eukaryota, Oomycota, Peronosporomycetes, Peronosporales, Peronosporaceae. The coding region runs from base 1 to 2559 and encodes 852 amino acids. The transcript is spliced from 2 exons.